Molecule: messenger RNA, 2067 nt
Organism: Paramacrobiotus metropolitanus
Lineage: Eukaryota; Metazoa; Tardigrada; Eutardigrada; Parachela; Macrobiotidae
Product: serine/threonine kinase-like domain-containing protein STKLD1
Exons: 3
Coding region: 423-1250 (275 amino acids)
Biological process (GO): protein phosphorylation
Molecular function (GO): ATP binding; protein kinase activity
Source: RefSeq, a predicted model, not a curated record
CUAGAACGUGGCGCAAGGCGGCAUAUGGCAUCCGUUGAUACCACCAGCUCGCGAUUUUGUGUAUAUCAUAAUAGGUUUUUCGUAAAACGAGGGAAAAUGGAUAAAUGUAGGAAAACUUUGAUUGUCGGCUCGAAUGCACAAGGCGGCAAAAGCGCUUUAACAGACCUUGCUUCUCAGUUUGGUUUUUAGAAUACGCUACGGGAUACUGCAGAACAACAGGAGACAGCUGCCAGUUUCAAUAUGGCAGCGCAGAUUUUCUUGAAAAAGGCACGUUUGGCACGAGUUUCAAGGCAAAAAUCACCGACCGGGGAAAUUAUACUGGAGACUCGACGGUAGCAGUUAAAGUAUCCCAUUUAGCUAAAGAUCCCGAGAACGGAUCUAAGCAGAAAAGGUGGGAGCAGCUGGGAAAACGCCUGGCUGAAAUGGUGGAACUUAACCAUGAGCACGUGGCUAAAUAUCACCAAAUAAAAACCACGCGGACGUUGGGAGGAGUAUGCAUCGAACUGAUGACGGAUUAUUACGAAGGUGGUAAUUUAGCAUCCCUACUGAGGCGACAGUGGAAAGAGAAUCUGGUGUGUGACAUGUCCACUGUGGCGCGUUGUGGAGGCGAAAUCGCCGACGGACUCACUUACCUCCAUGCACAGCAAAUUGUCCAUGGGAAUUUAAAGCCGGAAAGUGUUUUUAUUAAGCAGACAGAGAAAUAUCACAACAGACUCGGCAGUAUGAUCAUUGGUGACCUGGACGAUUCAUCACUAUGGAUUUUCCGCUGCUCGAGGUCUUUGGACAUUACACAGCAAGACAUUGGGAUGCGCUACAUGUCACCGGAGAUGCUAGUAAAUGUAUCCCGUUUUCCGAAACCCUGUCUCGAAUUACAAACCGGUAGAAGGACCGAUAUCUGGAGUCUGGGCUGCAUAUUACUGGAUCUAGCAUGCGGCAUUCCCCGAAGACAGAUACAGAACGUUGCUGAUAUCAUUAAUGCUGAAGAUAUUUCCGUGUACUGUUAUUUGACAUUAAUACUUAAUGGGUAUCUGCCACACGUGCCGCAAUCAAUCCCAGAAACUCUGGCUUCCUGCAUUCGGAAAACGUUAUGCUUCAAAAGUACGGAAAGAAUAUCCGCCGCUGAACUGCGCGACCAACUGCAGUCCGCUGCGUUGAUACCGGGUUGUGAAUUAGCUUCACAGAAUCCGCUGCAAUCGCCAAGAUCUUCACCGAAAGACUGUCUGUUGCUGGUAGGUCCAGCUGGACAGUAAAUCCAACUUUGGUGCAGCCGGUUUAUUGUCACACGAAGACCUCCUCGCAAUGUCACAGUGAUGACCUCUUACCAAGCGUGGCAACCAAUAGCAGUUAUUAUUUACUGCAUUAUUUCGAUGACGUUCAUCGUCUCGUAGCAGAAAGGCAAUACCAAGCACACAUUAGUAACUAAUUGCACAUGCAUCAUAACUGAAUUGAAAUUAAUACUGUACAUGUUUUACAUGUACAGCGAUGUGCUGUAUAAUUUUGUUUUUUUAAUGCCUUAAUUUCAAGUUUCAGAUUUCAGAUUUCAGUAAGAUUUUAAAUUCUAAAUUCAGAUUUCAAAGUAGCUGGCGUCAAAAUAUACUGUCGAUUAUUAUUAUUUGUAUCAUUAUUAUUAUUGCCUGAAUUGUGGUGCUGAAACGGUCCUUCGUAAACUGUCUUUUAUAACUGUUAGCUGAACUGUCUUUAUAAAGUAUAUUGCGUUACCGACGAAGCGCGAUAUGCGGUAAAGGAAUGCCAGACCGUCAGGUCGCAGGUGUAUUGCGACGGCCAGUCCUGGUGGCUGCUCUUACCGACGGUUUGACAAACCGUAGCGUCUGCUAGUUUCAUCUUGUGCAAUUGGGUGGGCGGUGGCAUAUGUGGGUACCUAAGAAGCCUACCAAAGUUUUUCUCGUAUCCCUUCGCCUGUUUUCUGUCUCUAUUCUAUUUAUUGCAGUAGUUGCCUAUCGUGGGUCUCUGUGUCUAUAGUUUUUCAUAUUAAAUCGUUAGUGUUUUCUUCUUUGAGAGAGCGACGCUACGUUGUGCGACGAUGCUAAAUGAUAAACCCAAUUAAAU